This is a messenger RNA of Bombina bombina (fire-bellied toad), 2317 nucleotides long. RefSeq names its product zinc finger protein OZF-like. Gene Ontology annotation, biological process: negative regulation of transcription by RNA polymerase II. The coding region runs from base 135 to 1793 and encodes 552 amino acids. The transcript has 5 exons. Gene Ontology annotation, molecular function: DNA-binding transcription repressor activity, RNA polymerase II-specific. Lineage: Eukaryota; Metazoa; Chordata; Amphibia; Anura; Bombinatoridae. The record is from RefSeq and is a predicted model, not a curated record.
UUGAAGUCCAGAGUUGCCGAGGUUAAUUCUCCGUUACCCAUAAAUUACCCACGUUGUGAAUCUGACCCUAACCCAGAUGCCUAACUGUUUAUAACAGACUACAUAAUCCCUACAGGUCACUGCCCCUUGAGGUUAUGGCUAAAUCACGUAAGAGGAGGAGGAGCUCGGCUGUGGUGACUUUGGGUCAGAGCUCUGAGUUGCAAGAGCAGCUGGCGCAGGACCAGUAUGAGUUUGAUGACGUUGCCGUUUACUUCUGCAAGGAGGAAUGGGACAGUUUAGACAGUGAGCAGAAGGCGCUUUACAAGGAGGUGAUGGUGGAGAAUUACCAGACGCUCCAGUCUCUGGGUCACAUUCAUGCAAAACCUUUACUUGUGGAGAAGAUUGAGUGUGGAGAAGACCCGGUCGUAGGAUGUCACCAGUGGGUUAGGGAAAAGUGUCCUGGGAAUAUUAGCAAAGUAGAUCAUCUUACAAACAAGAAAGCUGAUGGGCAUUAUAUCUUAUCACACAAUAUUUUGAGCAAUCAUAUUCAGGACAUCAAUAUUGACAAUAGAAUAUGCACAAGAUUAAGGAAAUCCACAACAGAUCUGACUGAAAGAAUAGGUUCGUGUUCAGAAGCAAGUCUUUUAGGAACAGAUUUGUCAACAACUGAAUAUUUACCUACUCAAGAAAUGUGUACCCAAGAAUCUAGAGAUUCAGUGUUUGCAGAAGGGAAGGAUGGUGGCAGUGAAUAUGGUAAAAUCUCCAUUUCUGUGACAUUCGCCCCUCUAACAAAGCAGAUUAGGGUCACCGAAGAGAAUCUGUUUGGCUGCUCUAUAUGUAGUAAAUUUUUUAAGCAGAAAGCAAAACUGUUUGAACAUGAACAACGUCACAAAGAGAAGAGAUUUGUGUGCUCUGAAUGUGAAAAAUGUUUCAGGCACAAAUGUGAAUUAACUGUACAUCACAGGACUCACACCGGCGAGAGACCAUUUGCUUGUAGUAAAUGUGGAAAAGGUUAUAAAAGUCGUCAACAUCUUAAAGCGCAUGAAAUAAGCCAUACGGAAAUGAAACAGUUUCAGUGUUUUGAGUGUGGCAAACGGUUUAAGCAAAACUAUCAACUGAAUGCACAUAAAAAGUAUCACUCAGAAGCUGGUACACACAUUAAAGAACCAUCAAUAGGCAACAAUGCACAAAAGCCAUAUGCAUGUAGUGAAUGUGGUAAACGUUUUGUGCAAAAGCCCUCUCUUGUUAUACAUCAGAGACUUCACACUGGUGAGAAACCAUUUGCAUGUUCAGAAUGUGAGAAAUGCUUUACUAGUAAGCCUCAGCUUCUUCAACAUCAGACUCUUCACACUGGAGUGAAAGCAUUUGCAUGUUCUGAAUGCAAUAAAUGUUUUAGACUCAGGACCCAUUUUAUUAAACAUCAGAGCAUUCACACAGGAAUAAAGCCAUAUGUAUGUCCUGAGUGUGGGAAAAGUUACAGACGGGGAUCUGAUCUUAAUAUACACAUAAAAUGCCAUACAGGAGCUGAAAAGCUGUGUGUUUGUUCUGAAUGUGGUAAAGGGUUUAGCUGUAACUCAAAACUUAAAGCUCAUCAAAUAAUCCAUACUAGAGAGAAACCAUAUGAGUGUUCUGAAUGUAAGAAAUGUUUUCUGCGCAAGUCAGACCUAACCAAACAUCAGAGGAUUCACACCGGAGAGAAAUCUUAUGAGUGUACAGAUUGUGGAAAAUGCUUUAGACAGAGUUCUGCACUUUGUCAGCAUAAGAAUGGUCACACGAAAAAUAAACCAUCUGUAUAUUAUAAAGACAGGUCCUAAUGCUCUUUUGACACUUCACACAGGAGAUAAACAAGUUGAAUGUGCCAAAUGGUUAAGUGUUCUGAGUGUGGGAAUGUUUUAUCCAGUGACCAAGCCUUAAUUAGACACACUGAAGAGAGAUUAUAUACAUGUUCUGAGUGUGGGGAAUGUUUUACACAGAAAAGAAACCAUUCAAAUGUUCUGAGUGUGGAAAACUAUUUAUCACUUGCUGGGGUUGUGCACCAACAUAUGAGAGGUCAUACAGGAGAAAACCAUUUGCGUGUUCUCGAUGCAGAUUUUUUUUUCUUUUAGUUCAAAUCCUAGUAAACAUGAUAGUUCAUACUAAGUCAGUAUAAAGAUAUUCUUACUUCCCAAUAAAAAAAUCUGCUUGCUGAACAUAAUCAGGCUUUUAUACAAUUGACAUUUUUAUUCCUAUGUUUGUUUUAGAACAGUAAGCUGAUUCUUUACCUUUUUAGACUAUAAUACUUUAUGAUGUGAUUUUGUAAAAUUUCUAAUAAAAAUAUCUAUGGAUUUUUGUCAGUAAA